This is a messenger RNA of Arxiozyma heterogenica, 1281 nucleotides long. RefSeq names its product Pog1p (gene POG1). Bases 1 to 1281 code for a protein of 426 amino acids. The transcript has a single exon. The record is from RefSeq and is a predicted model, not a curated record. NCBI's taxonomy places the organism in Eukaryota, Fungi, Ascomycota, Saccharomycetes, Saccharomycetales, Saccharomycetaceae.
AUGAGUGAUUCAGCUGCAUCUGAAUAUGCCAAUUCAGCGCCUGUAAAAGCAAAAGAUAACAAUGAAAAAAGCGAAACAAACUCAUCUAUCUCAACCGAUACACACUAUAGUGACAGAGACCAUGCAAAUACUAUAACCACUCAGCUGAAGAAUGAAGAAAAUGCCACUAAAAACAAAAAAUCUAAUAUUACUAAUUUAUUAUUGAAUAAUGACUCUAUUUCAUACAAAGAAUUAAUAAUCAAAGAGUUAAAAAUUGAAAACAAUAGUGAUGAGCAUAAGCAUCUAAUUAAUGGUAACGAUGAAGAUUUUAAUAAUUUUGUCAAGAUAAAAAUAAUAAAGAAAACUCAAAAAUUAGAAGAAUUGAAAUCUCAAAAUCUGGAUAAAUUAAACAUAUUGCUAGAUAAAUGUAUGAAAUGUGAUAAAUUUGACAAUGUUACAUUGAAUAAAAUUUUUAGUCUCAUUCAUACCGCUGAUGAUCGAAUCAUGGAUACUGUUAAUUUUGGAAAUAAAGUUUCGUCCUUACAGAGAUCUUCCAAAUCGAAGGUACCAUCAAAUGUGGAUAAAAAAAGGAAAUUGGAAAUUUCAAAUGAGAAUACACCAAAACUUGCUAGUCCUAGAGGGUACGAACUAUGUACAACUGAAACCUCUUCAAGAGAAAAAAACAGUGAUUUAUCACACCAAUUUAAUAAUUCUACACGACCAUACCAAUUACCUGCCCCUAAAAUACCGUCAAGCAAUCAACAAACAACGGUUUCCUCUAAUUGGCAACAUUAUACCGAUCCAAAUGUUGCAUAUAGUAACACAGGCUACAUUGCUAAUCCACAGCCUCAAAAUGUACAUCUUCAAAAUUCACCUAAUGUAGGUUAUUACGUGUCUCAAACUCCUCAACCUACUCAAUUGUAUUCUUCACAAGCGUACAAAAUUUCGCAAAAUAGACAAUAUCUGAUGGUACCUCAACCAAUCAGCGAAAAUCUAAACCGAGUUGAUCCUAAUAAUACUUAUGGUGUAGAGAAUCCAUAUUAUAAAGUUCCCAUGUCACAUCCUAAUUUUUUUCACCAACAACCUUUAGCUCCUCCAGGUCCCCAGACUUCUCCAUAUAGACAACCUUUACCACCCAUCUCCAAACCUUUGAAAAAGGGUCAUAGAAGGACUCAAAGUGCAUCUGUAUCAUUUGGAAGUUAUUCAAAUAAUAAUAUUGAAUUUAGAUCCCCUCAAACAUUUAAUAAUUCAAAACCUGUGAAUUUCUUGAUACAUACCCCUAAACACCCACCACCUUCAUAA